CAUCACGCUGUCUCUGAUUGGCUGAGGCGAGUCCAUUUAAACAGUUGAAUCCUCACAAGAGCGUUUAGAUGAGUGUUUACUGUUCAGAGAGAGUGUUGAUGGAUUAAUCUCGUUUGAGUGUUAUAGAUCAGUCUGUGUGGCGCGUUUGAGGGUCAUUUCUGAAGAUGGCUCCCUGGUUUGUGAUGCUGUGGCUGUUAAGUAUGCAGUAUGGUGAGGUGGAUGCUUUCUUUGACUGGCUGAAGAAGCCAGAACCUGCUCCAGCUCCUGCUCCUCCACCAGAGCCGGUUGCAUCUAUUCUGCUCCAGGGAGAGACCCCUGCCUUUGAAAUGAGUGUUGUUGAUGAGAAGUUUUUAGCUGAAGCAAAGCAGAUGGAGCUCAGUCCUCUGGACAGCUGCCAUUUCCGGGUUGUUGCUCAGCUCAAAGCUACUUGCAGCGGCCUGUCAGAAGAGCAGUUGGCCAAAUUGGGUGUGGCUUUAUUCAACUGCCAGUCAGAGGUGGAGGGUCGCAGGACUUACCCUUGCACUGAAGAAAUGUCUAUAAAAGAGUGCACAGCGGACAUGGAUUCAGACACGUGGAAUGCAUAUCACAUUGUCAGUAACCGAGCGCGUGCCGUGUGUUAUGCCACGCGCCAGCAGCACUUUCGUAAGCGAGCGGAGCUGACCGUCAACGCCCUGAUUUCCACCGCAACUAGUCAACUGGAUGCUAUGAAAGAUCUAAAGGAGGGUCAGAACGAGCUGAGGGAGAUGACCGCUGCCUCACUGGACAAGCUGCUGGAGGGUCACAGUGCCCUACAGCUCCAGCAGGGGGCGCUAAAGGAAGGGCAGGAGCAGCUAGAUGCAUCUAUCAGUGAUAAUCUGCAGAGGUUGGCGCAGGAGAAGGCUCUCAUCAGCACCGGGCAGCAGCUGGUGGCUCAAUUAAUCCAGGGCAUCACACAGAGAAUGGAGAAUGUAAGUGGCCAGCUGAAGGAUCAGACUGCAGAAGUGCAGGAAGGACAUCAGGCGAUUCUUGAUGACCUGGCUGUGGUCCGAGGAAGUGCUCAGGACAUCUACCAUAAAAUGGAGCUCAAUCUGAACGGCUUCCUCCAGCAGCAGAACGCUACGGCUCACUUCUACUCUGAGCUCACCAGUAAGCUGGAGCGUAUGAACGGAACUCUGGGAUACAUGCUGACGUAUUUGGACAAUAUGCAGAAUCGACUGGAGGACAGACUGCAUAUGAUCCAAGGCUAUCUUGGCUGGGCAGGCCUGAGCCUGCGUGCUCUGUGGACGUGUGUGAUGCACGCUGGGUACUUCCUGUUGUGUGCGGUGCUGCUGUCGUUCCUGCAGUGUGCGACGUUCUCCCGCAUCUCUCUGCUCCUCACCGUACCGAUCAACGCCAUUGCAGAGAUCAACCAGCAGUCUGCGCUGGACUUGGUCUCGCUCACUCUGCUGUUGUUCACACUAUCAUUAGGUCGCUGGUUUGUGCUUCAGGUGCUUUGGGCGUUGUCUAAAAUGAAGGGCCAGACCUGCAGCCCUCCUCCUCCUCUCCUUAUGGGCCCCACUGAAGAGAAGACCCCAGAGAAAGAGAGCCAGUCGACGGAGCGCUGCCCGGAGUCCUCGUCCACUCCUGUCCCAAAUGACCCAGACUGUGAUUUGGAGGUGGAGAGCUUCAUGAUGGACCAUACUUGCAUGUUUCUUCAGAAAGUGUUAACCGUCGAUCUUCAUGCUGUAGGUGAUCCAUGCAUCCUGGCCAUGUCUCCAGCUCAGUCUCAUGGACCUCCAAAGUUCAGUCAUCUAACAGGAACACCCAACCAUUCAACCCCCAGACUCAAGAAUCGCCACAGCAUCGCAGGGCAGGCAGUGCUGGAGAAUGUUCCUCAGAGGAACCUAGGAGGAGUGUUGGAGACCAUGAAUCACUCACGAAGCUCAAGCCCCAACCAUUCAUUUGCCAGCAACAGUUCUUUUUCAGGUCGCUCACUCUGCUGCGGUGUCACUCGGUUGGGUCAGCCGUGUAAAAAGAGGGCUGUGGUGGGUCAGGACUACUGUAGGGUACAUGAAGGUGGCCACAGCUCCUACAGUCGACUCUGAAAUGGAUUCCAAAACUUUAUAACUGACUUCUUUCUUCAGAAGGAUUUGGAGAAUCUACACUGCACUUUUCUCUUUACUUUCUUAACUAUUUUAUCAUUCUAGUUUUUGUUUUUGGUCAUGGUGGAUUUUAUUACAUGUAUGUUGUAGUGGAACUUUUAGAUGUAUUCUGCAUUAUUUAUAAUAAAUUAUGAAAAAUAAAAUUACAAUGCACACUUUUUACUAAAA
Messenger RNA from Megalobrama amblycephala (Wuchang bream), 2288 nucleotides. It is a transcript of the gene bmb, whose product is annotated as brambleberry. The transcript has 13 exons. NCBI's taxonomy places the organism in Eukaryota, Metazoa, Chordata, Actinopteri, Cypriniformes, Xenocyprididae. The record is from RefSeq and is a predicted model, not a curated record. Bases 165 to 2063 code for a protein of 632 amino acids.